Molecule: messenger RNA, 2614 nt
Organism: Bubalus bubalis (water buffalo)
Lineage: Eukaryota; Metazoa; Chordata; Mammalia; Artiodactyla; Bovidae
Gene: ZC3H11D
Product: chromosome 4 C12orf50 homolog
Exons: 14
Coding region: 914-2251 (445 amino acids)
Source: RefSeq, a predicted model, not a curated record
GUGAAGUUGCUCAGUCGUGUCCGACUCUUGGCGACCCCACGGACUGCAGCCCACCAGGCUCCUCCGUCCAUGGGAUUUUCCAGGCAAGAGUACUGGCGUGGGGUGCCAUUGCCUUCUCCAGGAAAGCACUGUAGAAGCUUAGAAAUAUCCGGAGACAUCUCAAAACGAAAUGAAAAGUAAUUUCCCAAGAAAAAAUGUUAGAAAACGCUACAAUUAAAAUAUCUGGGGCCAAAAAAAGAAAGAAAAUUACCGUUUGGAUUACGCCUCGUUGUGAGGCAUCAGUUCAGUUUAGUUCAGUCGCUCAGUCGUGUCCGAUCACGCGACCCCAUGGACUGCAGCAUGCCAGGCCUCCCUGUCCAUCACCGACUCCCAGAGUUUGUUCAAACUCAUUGUAAGGCAUAAUAUGGUCGAAAUUGGUUCUGGUGUUUUUUUUUGUUUUUUUGUUUUGUUUUUUUUUCCCAGAGUGAGUGCAAAGUUUAGCAUUAGACCAGUUCCAAACCACUGGAAUACCAACAACCAGAUUUCAGUCUCAUUUUUUUUCAUAGGAAUCUCUUACCUUAGUUAAGUAUGAGCUCCAACAGAAUGGCUUGAGCACUUGUCAGCAAUCAACUGCAGAGCUAAAAACAGCUCUGACUUACUCCUCAAAAGAAUUUCGGAGGGUUGUAGUUUUUAGUAAAGAUACUAAGAUGAAGAAAGAUUUCAAUAACUGCUGAUUGAAAUGUCUCAUUCUGGGAAUCGGAGUAUUUCACUUUGCUUUCAACAAAUUCUCAAAAUUUGCAAGCAUCUGGAAACUUAGUGCUAUAGGAAGAAUCUAUUUCCCUUUUAAUGAUGGAUGAAGAGUGAAUGGACUAGAGCUACAAGAUGAAUAAGGAGUCCAACUUAUUUUCAGGUACUAUUAAAUAUCCCAAUCUGAAUGGUUUUUUCCCCAAAUCAGUGGAUAGUGGGUUCCCAGUGCCGAUUCCGACACUGUGAAGAGGCCCUUGGCAGUGACACAGUGUGCUCAUUAUGGAGAGAGGGAAAAUGUUUAGAUCCACUUUGCAGAUUUAGACACAUGGAAAUGCAGCAAAACUGCAGUAUUUCAUGCUUCUGGGAAACUCAGCCUCUUGGUUGUGUGAAGAUCAGUUGUAUCUUUUAUCACAGCAAACCUCGAAAUAUCAAUGGAUUAUUUUUGCCACCAAGUAGCAAUAUCACUCUACAGAAAGAAACUCAGGAAGGAAUUCCACCCCCAACCCAGAGUCAGGAACCUCUAAAACCUCAGGAGAAUAUAUCACGACCCAUUCACCAUCCUUUAGUUUUAAAAACUAACUUUGAGGAAGAGGAGGAGGAAGAAGGUGAACAAAAUGAUGCUUCUAGUUUAUGGACAAAGACUCCUGAAGAAAUUGAAGAAAAAAGAGCAAUAAAGGAGAUGUGUUAUAAAUCUGGUGAAUACUACAGAGUUCAUACUCCUUCAGAUAUCUCAUCAUCUAAAAGCAUAGCCUCUAUAGUGGAAAAAGAGAUAGAAAAGUCUUUGGAAAGUGGCAGUGAAUUGCAAGAAGGGGAUGGUCUGACAGUUCCAACAAAAUUCAGCCUAUUUGAAAGGCAAGGUGAAAUAAAAGCAUCAUUGGACAGGAAACAAAGGACUGACAUUGCUGCUUUUGAAAAUGGAGGAGGUGACUGCUACGUUCCACAGAGAAUCAUAUUUCUUGGAGUAGAUGAAAAUGAAGCUUUAACUGAAGAGAAAGAAAGCACCAUAUCACAAUGUUCAAAUGCUAAAGUGAAUGAUGUCCAUCCAGUGAUGAAGCCUCAUUUUAAAGGUGUGAAAAAAAGAAAAUGGAUAUAUGAUGAACCAAAGAACUUUCCUGGCCCAGGGAUGCAGAGAGCAGUACAGGCUUCAAAUCCCAAAAAUAAAAUGAGUUACCAUCGGAAUAAUAAAAACAAAAAUUCUGAGAAUGCAUCCUAUAUCCAUGUUCAGAGAGAUACUGUCAGAACUGUCUCAUUGAAUGCACCUCCUCACGGCAGGCCUCCACACGGGUCCUACAAUAAAGCUGAUGUUAACAAGGAACCCAAAUUCGAGCUCUGUUCAGAUAAAUAUAUGUCAACAUCAUAUAAUGGUUCAGCGUGGCGAAAAAGAAUUCCUUUUUCAAAAACGUAUUCAAAAAAUGAAAAGAUAUAUACAGGGCACAGUGGAGAGAUUGCAGCAUUUCCCAGUGGACAGAUGGCCUGUGGAGAGAGGAGGCAGAAAACACGAGCUGCCACUAGUCUGUUCCUCUGAGGAAUACCUGAGCGCCAAGGCCAGAGGAAGUGUAAAUGGAGCCAAGAAGAAAUGGGAGCAAGUAAACCUGGAGGUUGAGAGAAGAGAAAAAUGAGAAAAGAGAAAAGUGCCAGAAAUCAUCUGAUUUACAAUCAAAAAUGAAAAUUCAAAGAAUGAGAUAUUCAAGUACUCCAUACUAUAUACUGGAUAGCCAAAGAUGAUAAAAUGCAAAUUCUGAAAAUAAGAUGCAGGAAGUACAUUGUGCUCUUUCAAAACUGAUAAAAAUGCAAAUUACAAACAGCUGCCUGUGUAUUUGUAUAGGUCUGGGAUUCAUUCGAUGCAUUGCCACAAACAUUUAAUAAAAUUUAAAAGUUUGACAAUUAA